Sycon ciliatum is the source of this 2001-nucleotide messenger RNA. RefSeq lists its product as uncharacterized. Lineage: Eukaryota; Metazoa; Porifera; Calcarea; Leucosolenida; Sycettidae. Bases 489 to 1496 code for a protein of 335 amino acids. The transcript has 4 exons. The record is from RefSeq and is a predicted model, not a curated record.
AUAUCUACGAGUGUAGGUAGCUAGGUGGAAAGGUCUAUCGCCUCAGUAUCGGACACAUCCAGUCCGUGGUGCUUGCCAUCUCAAUCAUCAUGCCGACAUGCGUGUUGAAGAGCCAGCUCUUCAAGCAAACAAGGCAUGUUACUAUUGUUAGGUAACUGCACUGAGUUGAUGUGGAAAUAGAAAGCUUUAGGCAUUUUGCAUUCAUAGCUGACAUAAGGGCCGGCAGCAGACUAGUCACGGCGGAUCUUCGGCCGUUCGGGCACCUUGCCAGCCAACCACUGGGUGUCCCCUUCCUGUGCAUGUUUGCAGCCAUACUGAAAGAGAAAAACAGCGAAGCAUCUCGACAUUGGUCAGUGCAGCGGAUGUCCCAACGGAAGCAGCUGGCAAAUUGCCCAAGGAGGGAACUGCCAUCACGGUUUUUGGCAGUGAAGUAACGUUAGUUGCGGAGAGCCAGCAACAGCAUCACCAAGGAAGGAGUUCUCAGAACGAUGGCCUUUCUCAGAACACUUGCAAUAUUGCUGCUCCUCAUCGUUCUUCUACAAGUAACAUGUGGGCAAAAAAACAACAAAAAAAGGAGAAAACCCAAGACCAGUCUCAAUGAUGAUGACACCGAUGAUCUAGGCACCACUGGCAAAGUAAAGAGGAGGCGGAGAAAUCGCCAGGUUAUCGUUUACGAUGGUGAAGAGGCGGACGCGACAUGUGAGGAUUGCCUCUGCUUAGUUCACUACACACUGGUGUGUCCAAAGUGCGCGCCUCAGCUGGAUCUGCUGGUGCCAUGUGGUACCACUGUCAUGGACCUAAUGAUGAAGGCGGCAAAUGUGUAUGACAGCAAAAAUCCGAACAUUGAUCCAUCCAACAACCCGUACUCAUUCACGACCGAGUACAGGGGCAAAGGGGGUCAAUCCGUGGUGGGUCUGAAUGGCAUCAUACCAGAGGACCAUGAGUGGCAGCUCUUCAUCAAUAGUCGGUACGUCGGCACGGACAUCAAAACAACAGCUGUCCGGCGUGGUGGAGAGUCGGUGACAUUUCGCCUUAUACCGGUCGAAGUCAAGCGGAGCCUGGAAAGAAAUGCACAACGUGACCCAAUGGCUAUGCUGAAAGAUACACAAGUGGAAGAAUAUGACGAAGCACCAGAACAAGAGUUGGAUGUGGAGUCUGCAAAUCAACUAGACACUACAUCUAGGGAAAAUACAGAGGCUGUCUUCGAUAACGCAAUGGAUAUAGCCACUGAAAAUGAGAUAGAUGCUGAUCUGGAUGUGCGAUCACCGGACUUAUCCUCCGAUGAAGACCUCAGCUUGGCAGAACUCAAUUCUCUGCAGGAGAAGUUUGAGUCUCUCUGGCCAUUUGGCACGGGCAAUCUGCGCAGUCCACCAUCAGCUUCUCGACAGCAAGUCUGGCAUUUGUUUGACCGCAUUCUUCAGCAGCUGAAGAAGUGUGCCCAGUAUGCCAGUGACCUCCCCAGCGAAGAAACACCACCGCCACCACCACCAUCUUAACCUGGACCAGAUGCUCCCACACAGAAAAUGGACUAGUUUUGCUGGCAUGUAUUCACUAUCCAUGUGGACCGAUUCAGACCAUUAGCUUGCAUUUGGCGGCGAUUUUGCCCCCUUUGGGCACUUUUAUUUUAUCACAAUCAUGAUAACGCUAUUCACCAUAACAACUUCUUGAUGACCAGCCACAGCUAGAUGAUACUAAGAACCUUUGGCUUGAUACCCCACUGCCUCAACAUUCAUGAUGCCAAGCUUGCUCUCAGCACUGCUGCUACUCCUGCCUCCACUACUUGACUGCUUUCAAAGUGCAAAUACAGUAGCAUUUAACAGUAGAAAUUACUUCAAGUACUGUCCGGACCUUGUCCGAGUGCUGUGCAUACACACAUUUCUGCUCCAAUAUGCAAUGCUGCUCAGCGAAGUUCGACUUCAGCAGCCAAACUAGACGCAGCGCUGUGAAAAGUGGCAUCAUCACGCAUGAGCACAGAUGUGGAACGCUUGCUUAGUCAUGUGA